Molecule: messenger RNA, 2459 nt
Organism: Ixodes scapularis (black-legged tick)
Lineage: Eukaryota; Metazoa; Arthropoda; Arachnida; Ixodida; Ixodidae
Gene: RASSF8
Product: ras association domain-containing protein 8
Exons: 7
Coding region: 233-1579 (448 amino acids)
Biological process (GO): signal transduction
Source: RefSeq, a predicted model, not a curated record
GCAGUCCUUUAGGAGUCGAAUAAACGAACGUAGCCUGCCUUCAGAACAGGUAAAGUAAACAAACAGCAAAUAAGAAACCUGUCGGUUUUUGCAUUGAAAGAGGGAAGCUCACAUCCAGGAUGAAUAUUUGACGUUUCAUCGAGCUGCGGGGCAACGCCAGCGUGGAACCCUCGGCGCGAGGCCCCGUCCGGCCGCCCCCGACGGGGCCCUGAGGCUCCCCGCGGGGGCGCCCAUGGAGCUGCGCGUGUGGCUGGAGGGGGGCCCCCAGCGGGUGGUGUGCGGCGUCACGGACGCCACCACCUGCCAGGACGUGGUGUACGCCCUGGCGCAGGCCACGGCCCAGACGGGGCGCUUUGCCCUGGUGGAGCGCUGCCGACGCUCGGAGCGGGCCCUGGCGCCCUCGGAGCGGCCCCUGCGGCUGCUGGCCCGCUGGGGGCGCUAUGCGGGGGACGUGCGCUUCCUGCUGCGCCGCUGCGGCCCCACGGGCUCGGCAGCCACUCUGGGCCCCUCCGCCCGCAAGUGGGACUCCUCGGGCACCCUGCCUGCCACGCUGCGAGGAGCGGGGGUUCCUCCCAGCCAGCAGGAAGGAGGGGGCAGGCCUCGCUGCCCGCCCCCGUACGACGAAGCAGUCACUCGUCUGGGGCAGCGCUUCUUCCAGCCUAGUCAGCCGCUCCUCGACAAGGAGGGCGAAGAGGGCGGCCCGCUCCGGAAGGAGGCUCCCCCGCUGCAGGUGGUGGUGCCGCCGGCGCUCCAGGGGCCGGGGGACUCGCCCAGCGCCAAGCGGAAGCUAGAUGUCCCCGAGGACCCCCAGCAGCACCAGUACCGGGAGCUGGUGCGGCUGGUGAGCCUGCAGCGGGAGAGGCUGCACGGCCAGCAGGAGGAGCUCUCCCGCUGCGACGCCGAGCUGUCACUGUGGGAGGACAGCCGAGCUGCGAGGGCGGAGGCGGAGCGACUGGAGCGGGCCCUGCUCCGGGGCCAGGCGGAGCUGGAGCGCCUGGAGCACGGUUCCUCGGACGCCAGUCCAGCUUCGGAAAGCGCAAGCGGCGGCACGGCUCCGCUGCAGGAGCAGGCCCGGCUCUGCCAGCAGGAAGAGCGGACGCUCCGCUCGGAGCUCACCCUCGCCCGCUCGCAGCUGGCCAACUGCGAGACCCGCCUGCUCCAGUGCCAACAGAGGCUGUGCCAGCUUGGACACGAGGUUGCAGAAGAGCAGCGUCGUCGGCUACUGCUUGAACAGCAAAUUCAGCAGCAGCAGCAACAGAAUCAGCUGAAUAACAACAACAUCAACAACACCGUGGCCAGCAGAUCAGCGGAUAAGGCAACGGCAGAACAGCUGGAGAGGGAGUUGGAGUCUCUCGACAGUGCGCUCGAAGAACGGCGGCUAGUCUUGGAUCGGCUAGCGCAAGAUUUGAGGGAAGCCAACCUGCAGGCCCUGUCUCUUGCAGACGCUGACCACAAGCACUGGCUUGAGGCUGGUGGCUUCUACAAUCGUCCCGGCAGCACGCGCAAGAUCGUCGGCUCACCACGACAGCUCGAAAGUGCGGUUCCCACAAACAAGAACCCAAACGGUGUCUGGGUGUGACGGGGGACCGAGAGAUCACCGCGAACCCCCAAAGACUUUGUUGAAUUGCAUUCCUGCUAGAAGUUGAUUUACGUUCACUCUUUUUAAGUUUCUUCCUCGAAGGGCCACGACCGAAAGGUAGACCACUGUUACCUCGCAAACGAACCUCGGAGAGUUUCUGCGUGCCGCACGUGCAUUACGAGGGCACGAAGAGAGGCAUUGGUAGUGGAAUGAGCUAGUUCAUGCAGCGUGCGCUGUUCGCGCGUCUUGUUUGAAGUGUGUGCCGUAGGCAAGUGGGUGGGAAAGCCAUUGUUGGAGACGACAGAACGAGAAAGGACUAUUUAUUUCUCCCAAUUCUUUUUUUCCUACAAGUUCCUUGGGGGGGGACGAGUAAGCAGUUGCAGCAAAACAAAUGCAUUUUUAGAAAAAUACCAAGUUUUUAUGUGGAACUGUUAUUGUGUGGAUGCAUACAUGGAUAUAUAAUCUUGAUUGCCUGGAAGGCACUAACAGAAUCUUACUGCUGACUUGGGUAAAGGAUAGCGAAAAGUACAGUAUUUUUGCCUGCCCCGCCCCACAAUUUUUUUUUUUUUUUUUUAAUUUACGAGUUUUAUUGUUUAGUUUGCAUUCUGUGGAACUCUGUUUUUUCUGUGCGAGUUUGGUACUGCAUUCACUGGGCUUCCCAGUUUUCCGAAUGCAUUAGAUGUUGCCCUUUCUUGCCUAAUUCAUUUUUGUAUUGUCUGGUACAUGCAAAACGUUUGCAAAAACUUUGUUGUUUGUGUUGAGACCGUCCUCAUUCCAGGCAUUUACGUGCCGUUUUUCCCACGGGUGAUAACCAACCGGCAUUUAAGAAAUGACGGGUUUCAGGAGAUUUCGGGGACAGAAAAAAACAUGAUUGCAGUGU